This is a messenger RNA of Brenthis ino (lesser marbled fritillary), 525 nucleotides long. NCBI's taxonomy places the organism in Eukaryota, Metazoa, Arthropoda, Insecta, Lepidoptera, Nymphalidae. The record is from the annotation of a GenBank genome assembly.
AUGGCAGAAAUCGAGUGGCCCUGGCAGUAUAAUUUCCCUCCUUUUUUUACGAUUCAACCUCACUCCGAAACAAGAGCAAAGCAAUUAGAAGCAUGGCAGCAACUUAUAUCCGAUUACCUCAAAGCUACAAAACAAUCUACAAUAGACAUAAGAGAAGCACAGAACAGUCCACUAUUUAACAAUCCCGCGAUAAAUAGAAAAUUAUCUUCUGAGGCGCUCUUGACUAUUCUAGAAGAUAUGGCGAGAAAUGGUAAAGCAGCACCAAUUGACAAGAGCAAAAAUAUAUGGGAAAUUUAUUGGCAUUCCUUGGAUGAAUGGGGAAACAUGAUUUAUGACUGGGCAAAUAGUAAUGGCUUAAAUAAUUCUGUUUGCACACUUUUCGAGUUGCGACAAGGCGACAAUACUGUUGGUGAAGAAUUCCAUGGUCUAGAUAUCAAUAUUCUAAUAAAAGCCUUGAAAGCUCUGGAAGUGAAAGGCAAGUGCGAAUUGAUGGAAUUUGACGACAACCAAGGUGUAAAGUUCUUC